Hypanus sabinus (Atlantic stingray) is the source of this 2615-nucleotide messenger RNA. It is a transcript of the gene tdh, whose product is annotated as L-threonine dehydrogenase. NCBI's taxonomy places the organism in Eukaryota, Metazoa, Chordata, Chondrichthyes, Myliobatiformes, Dasyatidae. Gene Ontology annotation, biological process: L-threonine catabolic process. The transcript is spliced from 10 exons. The coding region runs from base 114 to 1238 and encodes 374 amino acids. The record is from RefSeq and is a predicted model, not a curated record. Gene Ontology annotation, molecular function: L-threonine 3-dehydrogenase activity.
UUGGCGGACGGCGGAGCCAGGAAUAAUUGGAUGACCAUUCAAAAAGUCAGGAAAGAGGGCGUAAGCUUGCAGUGACAUAGCCUUAUCUCAGUUGGCAGUAAAGUGAGGUGUGAAUGAUGCCACUCUUUAGGAACUUGACCAAGAUUGCCAAACAGGCACUGCUGAGCAAUGGUUGCAGUUGCCAAAUUGCUGCUGUGACUGUCAGACCUAUGAGCUGGAGCCCCAGACAAGUCAAUGUAGAUGCUAGCUUUCACUCCGUGUCUUUUGCUGAAUCAGAUCACCCCCGUGUUCUUAUCACUGGUGGGUUAGGCCAGCUUGGUGUGGGGCUUGCUAAAUUGCUCAGGAAACACUUUGGUAAAAACAAUGUAAUACUAUCUGACAUCAGAAAACCACCAGAUAAUGUAUUUCACAGUGGGCCAUUUAUAUAUUCUGAUAUUUUGGACUACAAGAACCUACGUGAAAUUGUUGUCAAUAAUCGUAUUACAUGGCUGAUUCACUACAGUGCCUUGCUAAGUGCUGUUGGGGAAGCAAAUGUACCUCUAGCACGCAGUGUCAAUAUUACAGGUCUACACAAUGUCUUGGAUAUUGCAGCUGAACAUAAUCUUCGCCUGUUUGUUCCCAGUACAAUUGGUGCAUUUGGGCCAACUUCACCAAGAAAUCCAACUCCUGAUCUCUGUAUACAGCGACCUAGGACUAUCUAUGGAGUCUCUAAGGUUCACGCAGAGUUAAUGGGUGAGUACUACCACCAUAGGUAUGGCCUGGACUUCCGAUGUCUGAGGUACCCUGGCAUAAUUUCGGCAGACACCCAGCCUGGUGGGGGUACAACAGACUACGCUGUUCAGAUUUUUCACGAUGGUAUAAAAACAGGAAAAUUUGAAUGCUACCUGAGGCCCGACACAAAGCUCCCCAUGAUGUAUAUUGAUGACUGUCUGCGUGCAACACUGGAAAUCUUAGAAGCACCAGCAGAGCAGCUCAGAAUGAGAACCUAUAAUAUCAAUGCCAUGAGUUUUACUCCUGAAGAGCUGGUAGCUGAAGUCCAAAAGCAUCUGACUGACUUGAAGGUUACUUACAAAGUUGAUAAUGUACGCCAGGAAAUUGCUGAUAGCUGGCCAAUGGAAUUUGAUGACCAUAAUGCUCGGCAAGACUGGGGCUGGAAGCAUGAAUAUGAUCUUCCUGAGCUGGUGUUUACCAUGUUGAAUUUCAGCACAACUUAUAGACAGCUGAUGCAAGCAAAUUAGGAAAUGAAGAGUGAAAUUUUUGAAGGACCAGUAUUUUCAAGGGAGCCAAUGUACAUAGAACUUUGUGCAGGAGUUACUUUGUAAAACUUUAAUCAUUUUGUAUAAAUAUUUCUUUAUCUGUACUUGAACUGACCUGACAGCUAUGAUUUGAUGUAUAUCUUGUGGAUAGAAAAUUCAAUUUAUGAUUGGUGUUGAUAAUCUGACUUGACUGGUUCAAAAUGCAUCAAUGUUGAAGUGUUUGAUCUACUUUUACCAAAAGUAAGAAGUGUCAGCAUUUAGGUCAAAAUCUUUUUACUUUUAGUUUUAUUUCUAAAAUUACUUUCACUUUAUGCUGGAAUGUGGAGGAAGGGAGGUAGUGAUUAGGGUAAGAUGAAGUGAAGAUGCAGUCAAUCUUCAAAAAAAAAAGCACCUGUCACAAAAUCCAUGUUUGGGACUUGAUCUUGAGCCAUUGAUAAUAUUUUAAUAGUAUUGAAUGAGUUGAGUUCAUGGUUACUUUGGUUGCAGUUUCUUUAUUUAAUUCUGUUGAAGAUGUUAUUAAAAAAUGUACACUGUUUCCAAAAAUGUAGUUUUAUAUAUACUAUAUAUAGUAUAUAUAGUAUUUGAUAGAAUUUUUGAACUCUGGCCAUUGCUUACAACAACAGUAUUUCUCACUACAGUGAUCAUCAGCAGGUAGUGCACAUACUUCUGAAUAUUCUUGGUGCUGAGGUUGUAAUAUUCCUGUGUCAUUACAUUUCAUAACAAACUGUUUUUGCAGUGGCUGCUGAGAUGCCUUGGCAUGAAUUUGCUUGAAUUUAGCCAGUGUUUUUUGUUGUUCUAAAGUAGUGAAAGAGGAGCAUGAGGAUAUAAAGGUUGGAUACUGGAUUCCAUUUCUGAUGGCAAAGAAUCCAUAGUUAGCUUUAGUGUAAAAAUUAUGUCUGGUUUUUAGCUUGCAAGAAAUUAAUAAAUAAUACCUGUAUUAAAUUUCAUUUGAAGUUUACAGAUUUACUGGAUUUGCUAAUUUAUGACAAUUCUUAAUAAACAUAGAAAAUGUGAUUUUAAAAAUCAUGCAUUUAAAUUUGCAUUCACAAAACCUGCAAUGUUAACAGAUAUGAGAACAGCAAGAGAAAUUAAAAUAGAAAUAUUAGGAAAAUAGGAUUGUAUUAUACAGCCCUAAGUAAGGGAAAUUCAUUAGAUGUUCAAAAAAAACUGCUACACUGGUUUCAGAUUACCAUCCAUUAUCAUUAUACCUUUUUAUUGGAAGAAUGCAGUAUUCAAAUAGAGGCAUGAUGAUAAUGGUUGGUGCUGGGAUCUUUGCUGUUCAUGAUAGUUAAUUGCUUUAUUCUUUACAAUCAUAUGUUAAUUCUGAUGUAUGCAUGACAAAUAAAUAUCAAAACAUCA